UGCUUCUCCAGGUGCGUCCCUCUCGAAAUGGCGAAAUCAAAGAACCAUACGGCGCACAACCAGUCGUACAAGGCUCACAGGAACGGGAUCAAGAAGCCUAAGAAGCACCGGCACACCUCCACCAAGGGGAUGGAUCCAAAGUAUCUUAGAAACCUGAGAUACUCAAGGAAGCAUAACGAACUCAACAAGAAGGCUGCUGCCUCUGGUUCUGAAAUGGAGCAGUAGAUGGUUUCACCCUUUUAGAUUCGAUUCUGAUAAACAAUCGAGUAGCCUU
Molecule: messenger RNA, 274 nt
Organism: Zingiber officinale
Lineage: Eukaryota; Viridiplantae; Streptophyta; Magnoliopsida; Zingiberales; Zingiberaceae
Product: 60S ribosomal protein L29-1-like
Exons: 3
Coding region: 28-225 (65 amino acids)
Biological process (GO): cytoplasmic translation
Cellular component (GO): ribosome; cytosolic large ribosomal subunit
Molecular function (GO): structural constituent of ribosome
Source: RefSeq, a predicted model, not a curated record